GACCUGUUUGUGAAAAACAGCUUGCAGUCUGAGUUUUGAGUUGGUCGGAGUAGUACUAUGUAACCUGAUGUAACUUUGUGAUAAUUGUGACUUAAGUGUUCACUAUGUCAGAGAAACGAAUUAAAAGUAAUACCGUUCCUGUAAUGUUAAUCUUCAAAGAUUCGCUGCAUUUCAUGUCAAUGGGCAUUUGCAGAUAAUGUGAGAUAAUUUUUCUUUCAUUGUGCGAUCGUAAUGUUUACACAUUCUCUAAUUGUGUUAAAGGAAACUGUGAAAGUUGUGCAGUAAACAAAUAAAGCUUUGUCUAUUAUUUACAAAACAAUUUCAAAAUGAGUGAAAACGAAUCUAUGUACGGGACAACUUUGUCCCAAGAGUCUAUAAAAGUGAUAGCGGAAAGUAUUGGCGUUGGCAACUUUCCUGACGAAGCUGCAAAAGAUCUUGCGGAGGAUGUCAGUUACAGGCUAAAAGAAAUUAUUCAGGAUGCUGCAAAAUUUAUGAGACAUGGAAAACGUCAACGAAUGACUGCACACGACAUAGAUCAUUCACUAAAGAUAAAGAACAUUGAGCCAACAUAUGGAUUUUUCGCGAAGGAUUACAUACCAUUUCGCUUUGCAUCAGGUGGCGGUAGAGAAUUGCAUUUUGUAGAGGAGAAAGAAAUUGAUCUUAACGAGGUUGUAGCUACAGCUGGUGGACAGUCGUGGCCGAAGCUACCUUUGGAAAUUACGUUACGAGCUCAUUGGUUAUGCAUUGAUGGAGUACAACCUACCAUACCAGAAAAUCCACCGCCAGUAUCAAAAGAAGUCCAGAAAUUGGAGAGUGUUGAUCCAACAACCAAGCUAUCCAGCAAGAAUCAAAAUAUCGGCGUUGGUAAACCAGGUGGCGGUGGCAAAAGUCAGAAGUUACGGAAUGUUGAAACUGUUCACGUUAAGCAACUCGCAACGCAUGAACUCAGCGUGGAACAGCAAUUGUACUACAAAGAGAUAACGGAAGCAUGCGUCGGAUCCGACGAAGCUCGUAGAGCCGAGGCUCUUCAAUCGCUCUCGGCGGAUCCGGGUUUACACGAGAUGUUGGCACGUAUGUGCACCUUUAUUGCGGAGGGUGUACGAGUCAACGUAGUGCAGAAUCAUCUUGCACUACUCAUCUACCUCAUGCGGAUGGUCAAAGCCCUACUCGAUAACCCGAGUCUUUACUUAGAGAAAUAUCUUCACGAAUUGAUACCGUCGGUUGCAACUUGCAUAGUAUCUCGACAGCUGUGCAUGAGACCGGAGGUAGACAAUCAUUGGGCAUUGCGUGAUUUUGCUUCCCGAUUAAUGGCGCAAAUAUGUAAAAACUUCAACACCUCUACGAAUAAUGUGCAAACUAGAGUCACUCGUAUGUUUAGUCAAGCAUUGGCGAAAAAUAGUCAGACACCAUUGGCAUCUCUAUAUGGGGCAAUUGAAGGACUUUGUGAACUAGGACCAGAAGUGAUCAAAGCUUUGGUUAUUCCUAAAAUUAAGUCCAUCUCUGAGCGUAUUGAAUCAUGCAUCGAAGGUCAGGGGCUCUCCAGUGUGGACAAAAAUGGAGCAGGACAUAUCAAGACUUUGCUUGUGAAAUCAGUUGCACCAGUCUUGAAAACAAUACGAUCGCCACCAGAUUACGUGGAGGAGUACAAACAUGAUUAUGGCUAUAUAGGACCUGCAUUGUGCACUGCAGUCGCAAAAGCUCGUACACAACCAGCUGCUUUAACGACCACAACUACAACUACGGCACUCACCACGAAUCAGCAGCAAGGGUCCAAUUGCACAGGAAAAACACUCGUACAGACAGUAAGCAGUUCGAGUUCAGGUCAGCAACCCGGCCGCACAUUCAUGCUUGGUACAAGCAGAGGCGCUACCGGAACCUCCGCCACUGGUGGACAGAAAUUUGUUAUCUUGCAAUCACGUUCGCAGACACCUACCAUCUCCAACAUAAAUACUACUAUCAAUACAAGUGCGAUCCAGCAACAGCAGCAGCAACAGCAGCAGCAGCAGCAGACGCAGGCACAAACACAACCACAACAGCAACCACAACAACAGCAACAAGUUAAACUGGCGCAAACUAAUGUCACUCAACAGAAACCACAUGUACAAAGUUCUACACCGAAGUUAGUUGUAGUAUGUAUGGCUGCCAGCAGUCAUACUAAUACAUCAGUGACACAGCAAGGAAAUUUAACGACAAAAACGCAAAGUGUUUUUGUCACGCAACAAAGUGUCGAAAGGUCACUUAGUCCAGAGGAGGAACAGUCGUUUCAGUGAAAGUUUAUAUAUAAACUAUAUAAGUGAUAAGAAAUGAAAAUAGAACUUCCAAAUACUUCCUUUUAUAGUUAAUACAUUUUUUUAGAAUAAGAGAAAAUAUUUCUAAAUAAAAAAUAAAGAUUUAUAAAAAAUAAAGAUACUAACUAAAGAAA
This is a messenger RNA of Solenopsis invicta (red fire ant), 2422 nucleotides long. RefSeq names its product transcription initiation factor TFIID subunit 6. The transcript is spliced from 9 exons. Gene Ontology annotation, biological process: transcription initiation at RNA polymerase II promoter; RNA polymerase II preinitiation complex assembly. Gene Ontology annotation, cellular component: SAGA complex; transcription factor TFIID complex; SLIK (SAGA-like) complex. Gene Ontology annotation, molecular function: RNA polymerase II general transcription initiation factor activity; protein heterodimerization activity; transcription coactivator activity. The record is from RefSeq and is a predicted model, not a curated record. The coding region runs from base 327 to 2270 and encodes 647 amino acids. Lineage: Eukaryota; Metazoa; Arthropoda; Insecta; Hymenoptera; Formicidae.